CUACGAAAAUGCUUUGUUUUUCCUUUCUGAAAGUUUCUAAAAUUUUCUCUUCAAACUUCUAAUCCGGUAAUAGCUAAUUUUCGCCCCUUCUAUAAAACGCGGGGAUAUUUCUGUAAAACGGAAAGUGCGAGAAAGGGUGGAUAAUCGGAGAAGAGGUUCCCCUACCGAAUUACCGAGAACGAGUCUUCCUCCUACACGUACAUUAUUAAUUAUUACGAUCGGCGCCGCGCGUACACUUCACGCAAUCUUCACGGUCUCGAAUUAACAUAAAAAAGAUGGGACAUCGAUAGGCUAAAGACGGUUACGUCACGGGCGCACUCCAAUAGACAGAGGAGCGCGUGGCGCACGUGAUCCGAAUAUAGAUAUAUAUAAAGAGUGCGGGUGCCACCCCGAUACUGUCGAAGCGGCCCAGUCGCGCUAUACCGGACUCACCUUUCGUUUGGAAUCAGCCUAGACAUGAGGUGGACCGGGCGGAUGUGCUUGCUGCUCUGUUACGUCGUCACCGUGCACGCUCUCGACUGCAGAAAAUUCGUCUUCGCACCUUUGUGCCGAGGGAUAAGCGCCAAAAGAUCCCUACCGUACCCCAGAGAAAUCUCCAGGCACCGCCCCAUCCAGGACCCGGACCGAUCGGUGGAGCCCUGGCGUCCGGCUCCGCCGGAAAUGUACGCGGAUGCGGCAGCGGACGAAAGAACGGACGGACGGAUGAGACAGAUGCGGGAGCCGUCGGCCGAGAAUUGGAUGCGCGGAGGAAUGGUGGCGGACUAUUGAGGACGCGUCCCCCACCCGCUAGUCCGAUUCCACCCCUCCUUCCCCGCCACCCUGCUCGUCGAUCAUUAAGCUUUCCGAUAUUAAUAAACGGUCUCCAGUAAAUCUGCUCAAGGUGAUCGGUCUCAG
Centruroides sculpturatus (bark scorpion) is the source of this 894-nucleotide messenger RNA. Its product is annotated as protein snet-1-like. The transcript is spliced from 5 exons. Bases 457 to 768 code for a protein of 103 amino acids. Lineage: Eukaryota; Metazoa; Arthropoda; Arachnida; Scorpiones; Buthidae. The record is from RefSeq and is a predicted model, not a curated record.